This is a messenger RNA of Pangasianodon hypophthalmus (striped catfish), 2405 nucleotides long. It is a transcript of the gene stx5a, whose product is annotated as syntaxin 5A. The record is from RefSeq and is a predicted model, not a curated record. Gene Ontology annotation, cellular component: endomembrane system; SNARE complex; Golgi membrane. Gene Ontology annotation, biological process: vesicle fusion; endoplasmic reticulum to Golgi vesicle-mediated transport; intracellular protein transport. Bases 321 to 1229 code for a protein of 302 amino acids. Gene Ontology annotation, molecular function: SNAP receptor activity; SNARE binding. Lineage: Eukaryota; Metazoa; Chordata; Actinopteri; Siluriformes; Pangasiidae. The transcript is spliced from 11 exons.
CAUUAGUCAGGCUCUGCGAGAGACCAGCGCGCAUGCCUGCUGGUGGACGUGGCAAUGACGUCACGCACCGGAAACUGUCAGCACGGAAACGGCAACCCCCGAAACUGUCGGCAAUCCGGCGACUCUGAAAAGCGACAGAUUUUCUAAUUAACAAUGAAGCGUGGGAUCAUUCAGGAGUGCUCACCUCCACCAAGUUCCUAGUGACCCUCUGCCUGUCCAGUGGUUUUAACUCUAUCUCUUUAAAUCACUGUAAACCACCGUAGAGGUGUUUAUAUUGGACUUUGAAAUCACCAGUACACCUCACUGAGGUUUCCAGCAUCAUGACUUGCAGGGAUCGCACCCUGGAGUUCCAGUCUGCCUGCAAGUCUCUGCAGGGGAGACAGAUACAGAAUGGUACGCUGGCAAAACCCAACCAUAAUGCUCUUAAACAGCGGAGUGACUUCACACUCAUGGCAAAGAGAAUUGGAAAAGACUUGAGUAACACCUUUGCUAAACUGGAAAAGCUCACAAUCUUGGCCAAAAGGAAAUCUCUGUUUGAUGACAAGUCUGUGGAGAUCGAAGAGUUGACCUACAUUGUAAAGCAGGACAUCAACAGUUUAAAUAAACAGAUAGCGCAGCUGCAAGACCUGGUUCGCUCCCGAAGCGGACAGAAUGGACGCCACAUUCAGACACAUUCCAACACGAUUGUUGUCUCCCUCCAGUCAAAGUUGGCAUCAAUGUCUAAUGAUUUCAAAUCCGUGUUGGAAGUGAGAACCGAGAAUCUGAAGCAGCAGCGCAGCAGAAGAGAACAGUUCUCCCAGGCACCAGUGUCUGCCUCACCUCUGCUUGCCAACAACUUCAGUAGCUCAGUAUUGAUGCAGGAUGAAUCCAGAAGCCUUGGCAGUGAUGUGGCCAUUGACAUGGAAUCGAGAGCCAAUCCCCUCCAACUGCAGCUUAUUGAUGAACAGGACUCCUACAUCCAGAGUCGAGCAGACACCAUGCAGAACAUUGAGAGCACCAUUGUGGAGCUGGGCUCCAUCUUCCAACAGCUGGCGCAUAUGGUCAAAGAACAGGAGGAGACCGUACAGAGGAUUGAUUCCAAUGUGGAGGACACUCAGCUGAACGUGGAAAUGGCCCACACCGAGAUCCUCAAAUACUUUCAGUCCGUCUCCUCCAACCGCUGGCUCAUGAUUAAGAUAUUCCUCGUACUGGUGGUCUUCUUCAUCAUAUUUGUGGUCUUCCUUGCCUGAGAGGAAAGGACCAUGAGGAGCGAUGGGAUUAAGAAGUAGACGGUGUGGAGCAGCCUUGGACUCUUAUUGGGCGAUGUGCAAAAAAAAUGAAGUAGACUGGACGACAAUAAUUUUGCCAGGAGAGCGGACAAAUUGUACCACUUACGUGUUGUAUGCUUUUACUGAGAAUGAAAAAUGUUAGUUAAAUUAUAGAAACUUGUGUGGUUAGUCUUGCUCUCUGCAUAGAAUAUGAUGAUGAAGGCAGUUUUAAAACAUCCUGCCCUAUUCAGGGAGCGGUGUCAGAUUUCAUUCUUGUCUUUUCUCUUUGUUACCUUGAGACAUAUACAUUAUAAAAACUGAGCCUUCACUUACCAUACGUACUUUAAGGAGAAGGCUAAUAUUGUGAAUGGUUUGAUUCUGCAAACUGGUUUAGUUAGUUUUUUUUUUUCCUGACAGUGUUAUCAGCAAUCAGUGAUAACAUGAAUGAUGUAAAAGAAUCGCUUUUACGAUAAAUUAAUAUGAUCACUUGUACAGGUCUCCCUAUGAUAAACUUUCAAUCUUACCUGUGCUUCUUCCUGUCUCCUGUUUGUAUAAAGGAGAAUUAGUCCUUUGAUAAAAACUAAUAAUGGCCUUGUAAUGGCUUUUUACUGUAAAUUGUUGAAAGAUUUCCUUAUUUUCCUAAUUUUUAUUUUCCAAAGCGUAUACCAAGCUAGGUACUCUUGUCUCAUGAUUUUACACUUUGUAGGGUAAAUGAAGACUGUCGUUAGUGCAUUGUUGACAAUUUGCAACUUAACCAUAAAGUGAGCCAAAACAAAAGCAUGACUUUUAAAACAAUGUGAAGUUGUAAAGUGAUAAGCUUUGGAUCAACCUCCUCAGUCACUAUUAAUGCAGAGUUUGCAAGAUUCCCAGGCUUAUAUGAGGAACAAACUCUGUAGUAAAUUCUAAAUGACUAAGGCAUCAAUAGAUACUAACAUCAGCACAUGUAAAGUCUCUCAACAUUAAGUUUCUCAUUCAGUGCUUUCAUUAGUCAAUUCAUUCUACAUACACAAAUGUACAGCAUAUUAUUUAAUGAGCACUUUUUUUUUUAUUAUGUAUGUUUCCUCACUUUUUUUAGCUGAAUUACUUGCCUCAACUUGGAACUGAAAAUGGUAACUGAUUUCUGGAAAGUAACUGCAUAUUAAAAACAAAUCUACAAAC